AUGACAAAUUCAUCAGUGGUAAUCCGCCUAAGCUGCGUUCUACUAUUCAUGGGAAUAUUCGUGACCGCCGUGAUACUUUCCAUAAAAUUAUUACGUCAGGGUAACUGGUUCUCGUACAGUUUAGUGGCAUUUGGAGAUUCGCUCACGGAUAUUGGAAAUACUUGGGAUUUGACGAACGGUAGUAUCCCGUCUACUGCUUUUUACUAUAGGGGAAGAUGGUCAAAUGGUCCGACAUGGAUCGAAGUAAUGUCAAGCAAGUUAGGUACUAUUCUAGAGAAUUAUGCAUAUGGAGGCGCAACUUCAGAUAAUGAUAUCAUUCCUUCGAAUUUAACGAUUCCCGAUGAUCGAGGAAGAAAGAAACAUGUUCCUUCUCUAAAAGAUCAAGUUAAAGAAUUUUUACCGAAUGUCAGCACGACUUUACAUAGAUUUCAAACAACCUUUAUGAUUUGGAUCGGUGGAAAUGACUAUCAGUACUUAAUAAAAAACUACAACACCUCAACGAUAACACCUCAAAUAUUAAUAAACUCUAUCCAGCAAUCAGUAAAUCUACUAGAAGAAGCAGGCGCACACAAAAUCCUAAUCUUAAACAUUCCACCACUCGAUCGCACUCCACGCUACAUUAAUAGCACCGGUAGCGACUUAGAAUACAUAAAAUUAUCGAUCAGAGAUCACAAUCAACGUCUCACAGAAAUGACGCGAAAUUUUACGCGUCACAGUUCAACACUAGUGGUUAAAGUUUUCGAUGUGCACAAUUUAACAAUGGAGAUUAUCGAGGACCCAAGAUCUUUUGGAUUCACUAAUGUCGAUGAUCCGUGUGUGGUCAUCGAUGGGGGUGGGAAGAGGGAGGUGAGCAGAUGUGUGAAUGCGGAUGAGUAUUUGUUUUGGGAUGAUUUUCAUCCAACUGCUAAAGCUCAUCGAUUAUUGGCUAAUCAGUUGGUAAAGUUUUUAAGAUCGGUUGAUGCGAUAGCAAUAGCAGCUGAAUUAAGUUGUGGCUCAGACAAAGAUUUCCUGGGAAAAAUGUACUUAUCUAAUAAAGUAGCUGCAGUGCCAGUAGAUAACAGCUACUUUGAAACUGCCGAUUAUACAGAAUUCGAUUUGGCAUCUGCAAAUUUCACCUGCAACCAAAACAACAUUUGCGGCGAAAUAACAUUCAGUGGCAUCUACGUUGAUUAUUCGAAUGACGACUUCGACAACUUCGAAGGAACAACAACAAAAGUCACCGUCGUAAUCGUAAGUGGCUUAAACGACCCCAAAAAAGAAUACCCAUACAAAAUUCACGAGUAUCCCGUUCCGUCGAAUGGUAAAUGUGAUUCUGUAGGAAAUGUGUUAGGUAGCCCUCUUAAAACCAACAAUACAGACACAAACACGGCGACGAAAUGUAGCCCAGACACGCCAAAGAAUUGCGCAGAAGGUGAUCUGAGUGGAAAGUGGGGUGGAUUACAUGGAAUCAAUAGUAAUGAGAAGAGUACUUUUUUUUAUUACGAUCCGUAUUUGGAUUGGGAUGGAAUUAAAUCUAUUUUGGGGAAAUCUCUUGUUAUUUAUAAUUCUGACAAUAGUGCUCGAUUAGCUUGUGCGAAUAUCACCGAGUCCUAUGUAUCUGAGUACGAUGAUUUUUCUUAUGAUGAGUAUUUUGAAAUCUCUGAUUAUGUCUAG
Messenger RNA from Ambispora gerdemannii, 1653 nucleotides. The record is from the annotation of a GenBank genome assembly. NCBI's taxonomy places the organism in Eukaryota, Fungi, Glomeromycota, Glomeromycetes, Archaeosporales, Ambisporaceae.